This is a messenger RNA of Haliotis rufescens (red abalone), 4634 nucleotides long. RefSeq names its product monocarboxylate transporter 12-like. Bases 310 to 1641 code for a protein of 443 amino acids. Gene Ontology annotation, molecular function: monocarboxylic acid transmembrane transporter activity. The record is from RefSeq and is a predicted model, not a curated record. NCBI's taxonomy places the organism in Eukaryota, Metazoa, Mollusca, Gastropoda, Lepetellida, Haliotidae. The transcript is spliced from 5 exons. Gene Ontology annotation, biological process: transmembrane transport; monocarboxylic acid transport.
UUUUUAAAUAGUAUCUAUCUGUCGUACAUGAACAUUUCAGGUUGUCCCCAUAAACCAUGAAACUUAUCUUUCAACUCUGUUUUUUUCCACCAAAAUAUUAUUCUUAUAAGAACCCCUUAUUUCUAAUUUUGAGAGCGCCCUGGGCGCUUAUUACGUCGAAUACGGUACAUUCUAUUUCCGACGUCAUUUGAAUAUUGUUCAGUGGGGCGUUAAGCAGAAGCAACAGCUUAUAAUAGUCCAACUUCCAGCAAAAUCAUAUCUACAAAUGUUUUAAUGUUUAAGAUAUUUAGCCCUUCAUGAAGCAGUAUUAUGGAAUUUGACGGAGUGUAUUCCUACGUUGUGCUGGCUGCCUCCUUUGUGGUAAUGAUGAUCGGCCCCAGUCUCACCUACGCCACUGGCGUAUUCCACGUCGCCAUGUUGGAGGAGUUCCAGGAGGACCUGGUUCUUACUACCUGGGUAGGAUCGACCUUCGGCUGCAUGUUCGCCCUGUCAGGACCUGUAGCCAGCUUCAUAAUCAACGUGUUUGACUGUAGAACGUGUGUGGUGAUGUCUGGAUUCGUGAUGAUGAUUGGUCUUGCGACCAGCUGUCUGGUGACGGACAUUAAAUCGUUAUUCAUAACAUUUGCCCUCGUAGCAGGUUUGGGCACGGGUCUGGCAGGAACUGGAACAGUAGUCAUUCUUGGAUACUACUUUCCGAAACACGCAGUCGUCGCUUCAAGUAUUUGCUUCACCGGAGCAGGAUUCGGAAUAUUUGUUCUCCCAGCACUGGUUCAGUUUCUCCUUGAGAAAUACGGAUUUCAUGGAGCCUAUCUUAUAACAGGAGGAAUAACAUUUCACGCCUGUGCUGCCGGCAUGCUGAUGCGUCCUGCUGGCACUGAGGUGAACAGACAAAGAAAUGCACUUGGCGGUCAAACACUUAGACAAAAGAUUACGCUUCCAAUGUGGGGAAACUUUACGAGGAUUGUCAGUGUCAUUCAAAAUGUAUCAUUUCUACUUUAUACAGUCAGUAUAUUGUGUUUUUCGCUCGGUGUCUCAACACAAUACCAAUUUGUUCCAAAUUUCUUUGUGACACAUGGAUCUUCACAACAGGAAGCAUCGUUUGUGUUAUCAAUGUCCGGCAUUGGUGGUAUUCUCUCUCGUAUUCUCACUGGAUUUGCCGCGAAUGAUGAGAACAUUGGAAGUUGCACUAUGCAUUCUUCUGUCAAUGGCAUCAUGGCUAUAUUCUCACUCCUUAUAACGCUUUUCGAAUCAGGGACACACCUCAACAUGAUAUAUGGCUUUAUUCUCGGACUGUAUACGGGAGGUGUGUGGGUCCUUAUGACCCCUUUGACACUUGACCUACUUGACCUGCAGGACUUUGCAACAGGUGUAGGGGUUGUUCGGUUUGCUUGUGGCACUGGCUUCUUGGUGGGUUCUCCCAUUGCAGGGGCCAUAGUUAAAGGAUGUGGUCAGUAUUACAGUGCAUUUCUGUUUUCAGGUGCAAUGUUCUUCUUGGCUUCUGUAUUCGGGUUUCUGUCAACUUUAAAAACAAAGGCAUCGGUACCAUCAAACGAUGCUCAUCUUAGUAUGGUAUCUAACUGUGAAAAUGCUACUGGUGUGUCAGUUCGAGAAGCUCUCGUUGUGGCUUCGGGAUCAACUUGAAAUGCCCAAGGACAUGAUAUUGAAUUAGUGAAGAUGGAAACGUACGCACAAACUGCAAAACAGUGUUAUGUCCAUGUUGCCAUGAGUAAGUAAAGAGAAAGAGAAAGUAAAGUCUGUAUGUUGUUGAAGACAGACUCUUACUCCUAGUGGCACGAAGCGUCAUGGACAACAUCACAGCAGGCUUACGUGAGACAUGGACAUCCAAGUGUGAGUGAUAAGACUCGCCUCAUGAACAUGAGUGGACAAUACUAGAAGAUUGAUAAUACAUCUACGCCACAAAACCCUCUCAUAUGACCUUUGUCACUCCCCCGGGAAAUAAAAAAAUCUCUCAUCCAAAUAUUUUAGAUAAUUUAGAACUGGUUAUGCGGAAGUAUAAAAUAUUGUGAAACGAUGUUAUAAUUGUAUUGCACUGUUUCCGUUGAGAUUCAGUAGAAGUGCAUAGCAUUGUAUUUUGACCAUGGUUAGUUGUCCGGAAUGUAGAACUAUCUAAUGUAAGCAGUGGUGUGGAAGUUACUAUAUUUAGAUGCUUUUCGGGUCAAAAGAAUCUGGAACUUCAAGAAUGGACUUUUUAGAACCUUCUGGAAGGUAUUUAGACUAUAUAAGUGAGCAAACGCAUGCCUCUAUCACCACACAUUACAUCACGACCAGCGGUUGUGUGAAGAUCACGUUUUGACCCUAGGCCUUUGUUUGGAAGCUUGACAACUGUUGCUGAUUGAUAAGUAAGUAUUAUUAUCACUGACGUUUUGCUAUCACCACUGCUAUUACAUUGAAAUACUGCCAUUGAUAUUUGUACUGCCUCUAUAUUGUGUACUGCAAAUGUAAUUUACAUUUUGCUGGAGUUUGUAUUGAUUUCUUAAGCUAAUUAAUUUUGUAGUCCACUUGUUGAUAUUACACUUCUUUGUUGUUUGUUCGUUCGUUGAUACUGAAUUCUUAACGAAUAUGUUCAUGGUUUAAUUAUUGUCUUGAUUUGGAAGUCGACAAACUGAACUGUGGUCUUUCUUCUGACGAAUAUGACAUCGUAUUUUUUUGGUAAUCACAUUUAUCAUAUAACUAAAGCAUUUAUCCAUGACGUAAUCUUAUGACAUAAAAACAUGUAUGCCAUACCCCAAUGACAUAAGCAUGCAACUUAGAUAAGCAAAUUAGAUAAACGGAAGUGGGACUUUUUUCGCCGGUGCACGUGAGUAGGUGUUUGCAAGCAACGUGGAUACCUUUGAUGUUGGAGACAAUGUUUUCAUAGAUCAAAGGGGAAGUGCUACAGUGAUAUCCGUGUUGAUAAAUGGUUAUUACAGGUCACAGGUUGACAGUACCGAAUUUGAAUUUUCGAUGAUGACGGCAGAUUAUCAAAAAUUCCCUGUGACCAACGUUUCAUCAUCGAAACAACACCGCCGACCACGGUGAAGCAGAUGCCCAAGGUAGAUUUGUGGCUGUUGAGGACGGCAUGAACGAUGAUGUGAUCCUAGACAAUCGAAAAAAACCCACAGCCAAUAAAACUUUGUACGAUUUGAAACUGUUUGAUAACUUUUUAAAAGUCCGAAAUGAAAUUCGCCAAAUGCAUGAAAUCCCCCCAAAUGAACAAGACACAUUUCUAUGCAAGUUUUUCAUUAGUGUUCGAAAGUCAAAUGGGGAAAAUUAUGAACCAAACAGUCUCACGGGUUUUCAGAGCAGCACUAAAACGAAGGGAGUAUAUAUGGCCAUAAACUCACGUCAUCUUUAGACUUUUUCACGAUCACGGGAAGAAUUAAAGGAGAGAAAAAAUUAACUAAAGAAAGAAGGGCGUGGCAACCAAGGAGAGCCGACCCGAUUGGUGAUGAAGAGAUCGAGUCCUUGUGGCAGUCCGGAUCCAUUGGAAUUAGUAACCCAAUGAGCAUAAUAAACUGUCUAUGGCUCCACAACACAAUUCAUUUCGGGCUAAGAGGUGUCAAUGAUCACUACAACAUGUGUUGGGGGGACCUCACUUCGCAUGUUGAUGGAGACGAUCAAGAAUAUCUUGAACUGUCCAUGAGACAAGAAAAGAAUAGGUUCGGUGAGAAACCUCGUGAUUUUCGCGAAGUAAGGCCCAAAAUGUGGUCUAAUGUUGCUGAUCCCUCUAGGUUCCCUGUGUAGGUGUAUAAGUUGUAUGCCUCCACGCGUUCACUGGACUUGUGUCGCGAUGACGAUCCCUUUUACAUCGGCACACACACUUUAGGCAUGCCAAAACCUGAAACACGAAACACUCCUUCCCACACUGUGACAUUCCAGCUUGUUGGUGAAACCCUCGUAAUGCAAUGCGGACCCUCGCGUUAUGUCCAAAUCGCCAGUAGAGAACACAGUCAGCGGUCUCAAAUUAUAAAUGUUUCUGGUGGUGUCAACGCUAUGUUUUCUGGCAACAUUACAUAACGAUUAAUCUGGUUAAACCCCCAUCCCGGUUCCAGCAAAAGACGCCGGAUUGUCAUUGAAAGUGGUAGUGACACCGACUAAAGCAUACUCUCACCUCUCCUCCGCGGGACAUUCUUCAACUGAGAGAGCAGUUAGAUUCGAAAGCUAUAUAUAAGUAAAAUUACAAUAUUUAAUCACAUUACACAGAAUCGUUGUUGUUGCCGUUAUUAAAGUUUCAAUUAUUCUGCAAACGUCUGUUCAAGUAUUUUGUUUAAAAUAAUCCGAGAAACAUUUUUGCUCAGCGAAGGAAUAUGCCAUGAAGGAGUUAAGACGUUGUUUAUUUUGGUUCACAGUAACUUCACACGACAAUGGAACAUAUGUAUCACUACAAACGUUCAUUACGUAAGAUUUCAACAAGUUGCUGUUAAGUUAAUGCAUUUAUUCCUUAAACGGGAAACAAAAAUGUGAAAAUAAUAAUAGAAUUAUCAUGAGUGUUAUUAAACCAUUUCUGUGCAACUACACUUUCUAAGCAAUACAUUCAUUAUGAACCUGUUAUACUAGUAUUCUGGAUCUCAUGAAAGUAUCAAUAAACGCAUAUACAUUGAAUAAACAUAAUUAUUACCCGUAUGGGCGAAAAU